CGGUUGGACAAGCACAUUUUUGUCUAGUAAACUCUUGUUAACGCUUUACCCAGCAUCUGUCUGCUCGGAGAACAGGUUCAUCUAUCAAAAAUAGAAAUUGCACUUGGUUUAAGAAUAUCUCCGAUGAUGAUAUGUCUUUGUUAAGCAUUGGCGUGGCGCGUGAAAGUUGAUGGUGGGCUGCCUCUCAAAGUUCUCUGAAGUUGUUCAAACAGGAGAAGAGAUAUAAUGGUUCUUCAACGAGACGAGCUUCAAUGAAAUAAUGAUUUCGCUCAUCAGCGGUCGGUGGUGGAGAUGGAAGUUCCAGAAAGCUCUCACAGUUUUCGUGCUGCUGAUCUGCUUUUCGACCACAGUAGCUCAGAGCUGCCAGAGUAGCGUCAGCUGCAAUGUGGUGCUCACCGACUCCCAGGGCUCUUUUACCUCCCCCUGCUACCCCAAUGACUACCCACCCAGUCAGGCCUGCAAGUGGACCAUACAGGCCCCGGCCGGCUUUAUAGUGCAGAUCACCUUCCUAGAUUUUGAACUCGAGGAAGCACACGGCUGCAUCUAUGACCGCAUCGUCAUCAGCACUGGCACGAGUGAUGCCAAAUUUUGCGGCUUAACACCCAAUGGACUAACUCUCAACUCCAGUGGCAAUGUGAUGGAGGUUUCCUUUAACUCAGACUUUAGUGUCCAAAAGAAAGGCUUCCAUAUCAGUUACAAGCAAGUGGCAGUGGCACUGAGGAGCCAGAAGGUCACAAUGCCAAAGAGCAGCAAGAGUAUAGUGAGAGUGUCCAAUUCAGUCUCCAUUCCUGUUCUCACUGCGUUUACUGUGUGCUUUGAGAUCGCCCGCACAGCCCAGAAGAGCACAGAGACCAUCUUUACCUUGUCUGAUGCUGCUGGGACAUCCAUAUUGGCAUUUGAAAAAACAACGAGAGGCAUGGAGCUGUUCAUAGGCGGUUCCUACUGUUCUGUGAACGACAUACUCACUAGCUCAGAUAUCACAUCCAGCAUGACGCCCAUCUGCCUCACCUGGACCAAGUCUUCUGGCCAUGUGGCAGUGUACUUUGGAGGCCGCUAUAAAGCCAACACCUGCUCAACCUCUCAGGUUUACACCCUGCGGGGUGGGGAUAUCCUCCAGCUUGCAGGAAAAGGGUCAAGCUCAGUCAGUGUGGAUGAUCAGAAUUUGGAUGGCUUCAUUUAUAAUUUCCGAUUGUGGGAUUACGCCAUGCUCUUAUCUGAGCUGUCUGCCCUCACCUGUGAUGUUGUGGGUAAUGUCGUUGACUGGGAUCAUCGCUUCUGGACUAUCCCGGGCAGUUACACGCAGACUGACAGCACACUCAGCUGUAUCUGUUACCCAAAUUGCAUUCACUUAACAGCUUCAACUAGUGGCACUGCCAUAGCAACUCUUUCCCCGGAAACCCCAGGUUGUGCCUCCCCCGGACUUGGCUGCCCAGCAACAUUAACUGUUACCACCGCAUCCAUUGCCACCACUAACAUGAUUCCUACUAAUGCAACAACCCACGCUAUUACUACUACUCUUUCAUACACAACUACUUCUAGCAUGCCUCUAACCACAACUUCUGUUCUACUCAUACCCACCACUAGUGCUAAAACAACAACUACAACUACUGAGGAAAUUUUCUACAGAAUAUCCCUUGUGGUUAUUGAUGAACAAGCAAACACCCCCAGCGAUGUUAAGAUGAUGAUAUCUCAAUGGCUUAAUCAAACGUUUCAGAACUGGAUCUACAGAGUUUAUGUUAAUAGUGUCAGUCUCCAACCUGACACUGUUCUCUCAAGGGCCGCAACGAUUCGACAAACCUACAUGGCCCUGCUGGUGUAUAAGAAUACCACUGAUGCAAGUCUGACCGAGGCAGAGAUUGAGAACAGGCUGAGAAAUGCCCCUGUAAUUGGAAAUGGCUUAAUAUUGGACAGUGUGUUCGUGAAUUUAAUGGAAAACUGCCAGCCAGAGGAGUUCCCAUUCCACUACAGAUGGCCAGAGAGCAGACCCACAGUCACCCAGUAUAUCCCCUGCUUCCCUUACAAAGAGCAAAACGCAUCCAGGACUUGCAUGAUUAGCCAGUAUAAUUACACAUCAUUUUGGGCUCUCCCUGACCGUGGAAACUGCACUAAUAUAACAAGCAUUUCAGUUUCACAAGAGAAUGCAAUGGAAGUGGCCGUGCAGCUUGCUGACAUCACUAAUAAUGAGCUCUCUAAGGAGGAGGUGGCACAGAUUGUCUCCAAGUUGAAAGAGCUUGUGAACAUAGCCAAAAUCAACGCCACCCUGGCCAGCACUGUGGUCACUAUCAUCUCCAACGUCAUGGUCAGCUCAGAUGACGCUCAAAAGGACGCCUCAGAGACAGCUCUCAAAGCAGUGGAUGACAUGGUGCAUAAGAUUGAAUUUGAUGGACCCUCACUGACCAUCACAUCCAAAUAUCUGGCUGUGGGAGUUUCUGCCCUCAACACCAGCAAUUUUAAUGGGACCACUUUCAGUGCGUUUAUAGCCACAAACACGACAGACCCUCAGAUCGAUUUUGAGUCUGAGGCCCAGAACGCUUUGGCUGUGGUCACUCUACCUCCAACACUGCUGCACAACCUGAGUAAUUCACUAAUGGAGAGAGUGUCCAGAAUAAACUUUAUGUUCUUCACCAAGACAGGGCUCUUUCAGCAAUUUGGAUCAUUAAUGGAUCAGCAAAGUAAUGGCAAGUCCUUGAACAGCUAUGUGGUGGCUAGCAGUGUUGGCAACUUCACAAUCAAAAACCUGCAGGAUCCCGUCAAGAUAGAGAUUGCACAUUUGGAGUACAAGAGAGAUCCAAAGCCUCUUUGUGUGUUUUGGGAUUUCAACCUUAAAAGUGAGGAUCGCACAGGGGGCUGGAAUAGUGAAGGCUGUCUGGUCAGUCCGGAGUCCAACAGCAACAGGACCGUCUGCUUGUGUAAUCACCUCACACACUUUGGCAUUCUAAUGGACAUCUCUGGAGCUUCUGCGCAGAUAGAUGAGAAGAACAACAGGGUUCUUACCUUCAUUACCUACAUCGGCUGUGGCAUCUCAGCCAUUUUUUCAGCAGCAACACUGCUCACAUACAUCGCUUUUGAGAAGUUGCGGCGAGACUAUCCUUCCAAGAUCCUGAUGAAUCUCAGCACGUCACUGCUCUUCCUCAACAUGGUGUUUCUUCUGGAUGGCUGGUUGGCUUCGUACGACAUUGAGGGAUUGUGUGUGACAGUUGCUGUUUUUCUGCACUUUUUUCUUCUCACUUCCUUCACCUGGAUGGGCUUGGAGUCCAUCCACAUGUACAUUGCCCUGGUCAAGGUCUUCAACACCUACAUCCGGCGAUACAUCCUCAAGUUUUGCAUCGUGGGAUGGGGUGUCCCUGCUGCAAUUGUUGGAAUUGUGUUGGCUGUGAGCAAAAAUUCUUAUGGAAAAAAAUAUUAUGGAAAAGCAGAGAAUGGACAGGGCACAUCAGAAUUUUGUUGGAUUAAUAGUCCGGUGGUAUUCUACGUGACGUGCGUGGGCUACUUUUCCAUGAUCUUCCUGAUGAAUGUUGCCAUGUUCAUCGUGGUCAUGAUCCAGAUCUGCGGGCGUAACGGCAAGCGCAGCAACCGAACACUCCGAGAGGAGAUCUUACGUAACCUGCGAAGUGUGGUCAGCCUGACUUUCUUGCUGGGCAUGACCUGGGGCUUUGCUUUUUUCGCCUGGGGUCCGGUCAGCCUGGCCUUCAUGUACCUCUUCUCCAUUUUCAACUCCUUACAGGGAUUAUUCAUAUUUGUGUUCCACUGUGCCCUGAAAGAAAAUGUACAGAAGCAAUGGAGAAGAUAUUUGUGCUGUGGAAAGUUCCGCUUGGCAGAUAAUUCAGACUGGAGCAAGACUGCCACUAAUAAUACCAAGAAAGUGAGCUCUGAUAACCUGGGAAAGUCCCUCUCCUCCAGUUCUUUUGGCUCCACUACAGCCAACUGGACGUCUAAAGCCAAAGCUACACUAAACCCCUUUGCCAGGCACAGUAAUGCAGAUAGUACCCUGCAAUAAUGCCAUGGAGAGACUUCCUGAGCUUCUAGCAAAGUAAAAAUCCCAUUAAGCGAAGGAAGGACUAGUUCUAGUUCUAGUUGUGAAGACCAAUUACAACACAAAUUGUGACACUGUGUUAAUUUGAAUACAGAUUUAUUUGACUGAUUUUUUGUUGUUGUUUUGCUUGUUUGUUUUGCCAGUAUGACUCAAUAUGUGAAUUGUGAAAUAAUCUUUGCUAUUAUAUUGAAUAUUAUAAAUGACUUUUCUAGCAUAGUACAUAGGAGCAUAAUAUACUCUGGCUGAGAUGCCAAAACUGUGCUCCAGUUUUUGCUAUUCUGUAUUUAGACCUGUAGGUCAAUAACUUCCUGGAGCCCCAAUUUCCCUCAUAAUAGGACAGAAGCUGUUCAAUUUGUUGCACAUUAAAAAGGAAUCAUUGAACAGGAAAACUUGAGCAAUAUUGUUCUGGCAAAAGUACUACAGAAGGGGACUGAAGAUGCAUGUGUGUAUUGGAAUGUUUUUGCCCAAGAAUGCACAAAGGCAUGGAAUAUCAACAGAAUGGCAUGGACAAUUAACGACUCACCCCUUUUAAUGACCAUUAGUUGAAUGAAUUGGAAACUAAUAUGAUCAAACUGUCGAAGUAUUGACAACACCCAGUUCUGCCUUCUUUUGAAGCAGCCAACAUGUUUGAACAUACUUUACAUUGGGUGCCAGUUGUCAUCUUCAUAUUGUAUGUAUGGAUACUUUGGCAUCAAUACUCGAUGGCUCACUAAUUGCAGCUAUUAUAAAAAUAUAUUCACGCAGUCCUUCAGUCAACCAUUGUGGCAUAUUUGCAGGUAAAAGUUUCUCCAAUCAGAGCAGUCCCAAAUGCAGCCCUUCCGACGGAGAGGCUUCCUCGUCCAUCCUCCCCGUGCACCAGGUCUUGGACAAGGUAAAGGGCUACUGCUCCGUGCGCUCGGACAACUUCUACAAAAACAUCAUCAUGUCAGACAGCUUUAGCAAUAGCACUAAAUUCUAGGGAGAGGAGGCUGAGAUGGAGCCUUCCUGUGUCCCAGACUUACCUUGUGCGGAAAGGCGGGACCAUGUUUAUACGCUACAGUACAUAUUGAGUUAACCCUCCCCGACUGGAGUAGAGAAACACAUAACCCUGUAGAGAGGGCAAGCUAUGAAAGUGUGGAUUUUACAUACUGUGAUAUUCAGCUUAUACUGACUAUGUGAUCUGUAAAUAAUCAUAAUAUAUUUUACUAUUUGUGCUUUUUCUAAUUUCUGUUUUGCAUAUUUUCUUUUUUUGCACAUUACUUUGUUUUUUUGUUCAAGUAUUUUGUAUAUAUAAAUACAUCAAUGCUUGCUACAGCAGAAAAAUGGGACCAUUUCACAACCAAAGACUGACGAACAUGAGGAGUAGUUAGUUCCUCUGUUCGGGACUGAAAGAACACGAAUGGUUGGAGCUUGAAUUUUCACACUUGUGAAUUUUGCCUUGGUUUAGCUUUCGUUACCGUAAGCAGAUAAAGUAAAUUUUCACUGUAAAUUAGUGAAGCUUUAAUACCUUUGUUUUGUCAUUAUUUAAAUGCUCUCUAUUUCAGUCUUUACAUGAUCUACUACUGAUUAACAUGUUACAGAAAAUGUUGUUUUUUUACAGUGUGAACAUUGUUCAGUUGUUUCAGUGCAUACAGUUUCAUAAAACUGCUCUAACAGAAGGGCAGGACACCGAGAUCAGUCUUCUGCUGUUUGAUAACGGAAUGGAAAACAACAGCUAUACACCAAAUCUAACAUGUUCAGAUCUUCCUAUUGCUGUAGUUUAAUGACAUUGUUGUUUUGACUUGGUAUUUAUUUUAAACGCUUUUAAGAGAUUUCUAUGCUUCAGUGAAGAAAAUGUCAGCAGCAGGAAACGCUUACCAAGGGCUGUUCAGUUUGCUCUGGUCAUCAGUGUAGAUCAUCAUUAGUAUAGCGGUUAUGGAUGCUUUGUGAAAAUGUGACAUCUUGCAUAUUAAAUGCACUUAAACCAGA
This is a messenger RNA of Ctenopharyngodon idella (grass carp), 5980 nucleotides long. RefSeq names its product adhesion G protein-coupled receptor G6 (gene adgrg6). NCBI's taxonomy places the organism in Eukaryota, Metazoa, Chordata, Actinopteri, Cypriniformes, Xenocyprididae. Gene Ontology annotation, cellular component: membrane. Bases 260 to 3997 code for a protein of 1245 amino acids. Gene Ontology annotation, molecular function: G protein-coupled receptor activity; laminin binding. The record is from RefSeq and is a predicted model, not a curated record. Gene Ontology annotation, biological process: adenylate cyclase-activating G protein-coupled receptor signaling pathway; cell surface receptor signaling pathway; myelination in peripheral nervous system. The transcript has 30 exons.